AUGGGUUUUGUGAAGGUUGUAAAGAAUAAAGCAUAUUUCAAGCGUUUUCAAGUAAAAUUAAAAAGAAGGCGAGAGGGAAAAACCGAUUACUACGCAAGAAGGCGUCUUACAGUUCAAGACAAGAAUAAGUAUAAUACUCCGAAGUAUCGCUUAGUCGUUCGUUUCACCAACAAAGAUAUUAUUGCCCAGAUUUUGUAUUCGCGGAUAGUCGGUGACAUAUGUGUUUGUGCUGCGUACUCUCAUGAACUCCCUCGCUAUGGCAUCAAAGUGGGCUUAACAAACUACGCGGCCGCGUAUGCGACAGGCCUUCUCCUUGCCCGAAGGCAUUUGACGAAGCUGGAACUUGCUGAUGCUUACAAAGGAGUUGAAGCGAUCGAUGGAGAGGAUUAUAAUGUGAAGCAAGAAGGGGAUCGUGCUCCGUUUCGUGCAGUAUUAGACAUAGGACUUGCGCGAACUACAACCGGAGCUAAAGUUUUUGCUGUGAUGAAAGGUGUUGCUGAUGGCGGUAUCGAAGUACCACACAGUGAAACUCGUUUCUUUGGUUACGAUAACGAGACUAAAAAAUAUAACGCGGAAGCUCACCGAGACCGCAUAUUUGGAAAGCACGUUGCUGAAUACAUGGAACAUCUUAAAAAGGAGGACGAAGAUGCAUAUAAGCGGCAUUUCUCAAAGUUUAUUCAGGAGGGCGUGACAGCAGAUAACUUGGAAGAAAUGUACAAGAAAGCCCACGAUGCUAUCCGCAAGAACCCAGCAGCUGUAAAAGUGGAGAAGCAGGUUGGUAUUUUUUUCCCGAGUUGUUCCGCUUGUCACUUCCACUUUGCUCUAGUCGAGGAUUUUGAAACUUUGAUUGGAAUAUUUCAGCCUCCCAAGGAGAAGAAGGUGUGGAACAAGAAGAAGUCAUCGCUAGCAGUGCGCAAGAACCGCGUGAAGAACAAGAAGGCUUACUUGCUAAGGUUAAAGGCCUUAAAAGAAGCUCAAGAAUAA
Enterobius vermicularis (human pinworm) is the source of this 984-nucleotide messenger RNA. The record is from the annotation of a GenBank genome assembly. NCBI's taxonomy places the organism in Eukaryota, Metazoa, Nematoda, Chromadorea, Rhabditida, Oxyuridae.